Messenger RNA from Vanrija pseudolonga, 2359 nucleotides. RefSeq names its product Peroxisomal targeting signal receptor. NCBI's taxonomy places the organism in Eukaryota, Fungi, Basidiomycota, Tremellomycetes, Trichosporonales, Trichosporonaceae. The transcript has 6 exons. The coding region runs from base 104 to 2227 and encodes 707 amino acids. The record is from RefSeq and is a predicted model, not a curated record. Gene Ontology annotation, biological process: protein import into peroxisome matrix, docking. Gene Ontology annotation, cellular component: peroxisomal membrane; cytosol. Gene Ontology annotation, molecular function: protein binding.
CGGCAAGCCGCCAGUCAGUCUCUCGACUCUCUUCCCAUCUCACCUCAACACUCGUGACCUUUACUCAUCACUUCCACACAACUCCCUCUCCCACACCACCACCAUGAACGGGCUACUCAACGGCGCAGACUGCGCUGCUCCAGCCAACCCGCUCAACAAUGUCCUCAAGCGCGAGGGUGUGGACAACUCUCUCUUUCGCGACCGCAUGGCCGGACCGUCGGCGGGCCCGAGCUCGCAGGCAUUCCGCUCAGCCGGCGCAGGCCCCUCGCAGGCGCAUCCUGGCCUAGCCUCGCGCCCAGCCCAGCCGUUCAACCUGUCCAACUUGGCGCAGGCGCUCGCCCAGCCCCCACAGCAGCAGGCACAGCCUGACUUCCGCGGCGUGUGGGACCGGCACCAGUCGGCGUCGCCCAGCCCCGGACCGCAGCAGUUUGCCCAGCCGCCCCAAGCGCAGAUGAACAACGGGUGGGCGACCGACUUCCACACGGGCAAGGGCAAGGGCCGCGCGGCGCCCCCUCCGAUGCAGCAGCAGCCCGUCUACGAGCCCCAGCAGUCGUAUGCGCCCAUGUACGGCGGCAUGGGCGGCGGUAUGGGCAUGGGCAUGUACCAGAGCCGACUGCAGCCCAUGUACGGGGCGCAGGCGCAGCAGGGGCCGGUCGCGGGCCCCGCGGCGCAGAUCCACCACGGCCCUGAGAUGGACGCGGCGUUCGAGGCUGCACUCGCCGACGCGCAGGCGCAGGCCGACGCCGCGCGCGAGGCCGAGAAGGAGCCUGAGCAGGAGGCCGUGCACCCUCCCCCGCAGGUUGAGGACGAGACGGACGGCAUCGAAGACUCGGACCAGUUCAAGGGCGACCUCGAUGCCGUGUGGGAGAGCCUCAAGCCCGAGGCUGAGCGCUUGAACAAGCUCGCCGAGUGGGAGAAGGAGUUCUCGCAGUUUGUCGACGGCGAGGACGACACGCUCGACAUUCUCAACGCCGAUCUCGCACGCAGCGACAUUGGCCACACUGGCCUUGACGAGCAGCUCGAGUUUGGCACCGGCCGCUGGCUGGACGGAGGCGAGGCCGAGAACGGACUCCCCGCGCCAGUCGACUACCACUUUACGCACCCGAACAAGUUUGAGACGACCCACCAGCCCGUGGCUGCUUGGCUCGAGGCGACGCGUACCCUCGCCAGCGGCGGCUCGCUUUCCGACGGUGCGCUCCUUCUUGAGACGUUCCUCGAGCGUGCCACCCAGGCCGACAUUGACCUCCUCGGCAUCUCGCGCGCCCAGGCGUGGGCCAUCCUCGGCCGUACCCAGGCCGAGAAUGAGAUGGAGGACAAGGCCCUCGCUGCGUUCGAGCAGGGCCGCAAGGAGAUCAACGACGACCCGGCGUCCAAGCGGGCCGCGGCCGAGCUCCUCACCAACCUCGCCAUCUCCUACGUCAACGAGUCGCUCGACCUCGCGGCGCUCACCACGCUGCACCAGCUGCUCACGACGUUGCACCCAACUCAUGCCGGCGCUGCGCCCUCGCGCGCCGAGUUUGUCGCUAGCGACAACCCAUGGGCUCUGCACCAGCGCAUGACUGACCAGUUCCUGGCACUUGCGCGCGAGCAGUACGCCAACGCUGGCCACGUCGACCCCGACGUGCAAGUCGGCCUCGGCACCCUCUACUACAUGAUGGGCGAGUUUGGCGAGGCGCGAUCGUGCUGGGUCGCGGCUCUUGGCGAGCGUCCAGACCAGGUGCGGAUACUCGAGUCCGAGCCUGCUGCACAUGGCAGGGGCCGACGCGUAUCUCCACCGCCACCACAAUCGCUGCUGCCCUCUUCCCUAGACGACGACCCCGGGCAUGCUUCCGCCGUUGCCGACACCCAAUUCCUGCAGGGGCUGAUAGUGCAGGACUACCUUCUCUGGAACCGCCUCGGCGCGACUCUGGCCAACGGCGGCGAGCCCGAGCAGGCCGUGGAUGCUUACCGCCGCGCUCUGGAGAUCAAGCCUACGUUUACGCGUGCGAUCGCCAACCUCGGUGUCGCGUGUCUCAACAUUGGCGUGCACCGCGAGGCCGCCGAGCAUUUCCUUGCUGCCCUCGCCAUGCAGCCCACCGACCCCAUGGGCGUCGCCGCGCCCGAGGCGUACAGCCUGUGGUCUACGCUGCGCCGCGCACUCAUCGCGCUCGACAUGCCCGAGCUCGCCGAGCAGGCGCGCCCGGGCACCGACCUCAACGUGUUCCGCCAGGCUGGCUUCGAGUUCUAAGCGGCGCGGGUGUAAUCAAAACACGGCGGCUAGAGCGUUCAUGACAACAAAGACAAAGCUUGUACACCUUUUUUCAAUUGAGCAUCGUAGAAGAUUUAGCAGUGUACGAGGGAUAUGCAUGUGUAGGGUGUG